AUGUCGCAAGCAUUUAUCGGUAAACCCGCACCGAAUUUUACAACCGAGGCGGUGAUUAAUGGUGAUUUUAAGACGAUUUCAUUAUCGGAUUUCAAGGGGAAAUAUGUCGUUCUUUUCUUUUAUCCUCUUGAUUUCACUUUUGUUUGUCCAACCGAAAUAAUCGCAUUUUCUGAUCGAUAUGAGGAAUUUCGUAAACUCGAUGUUGUGGUACUUGCUUGUUCAACCGAUUCCAAAUUUUCGCAUCUUGCUUGGAUCAAUCAACCGCGAAAACUUGGUGGUCUUGGCGAGAUGAAUAUUCCUAUUUUAGCAGAUACAAAUCAUAGUAUUAGUCGAGCGUAUGGUGUGCUUAAAGAAGAUGAAGGAAUCGCCUAUCGUGGAUUAUUCAUCAUUGCACCGGAUGGAAUUCUUCGUCAAAUAACCAUUAAUGAUCUUCCAGUUGGUCGUUCUGUUUCUGAAACACUUCGACUUGUCCAAGCAUUCAAAUACGUCGAUACCCAUGGCGAAGUUUGUCCAGCUGGUUGGAAUCCAGGUAAUGAUACGAUUGUGCCUAAAAUCGUGGAAAGUAAGGCUUAUUUCGCGAAACACUGA
Messenger RNA from Dracunculus medinensis (Guinea worm), 588 nucleotides. The record is from the annotation of a GenBank genome assembly. NCBI's taxonomy places the organism in Eukaryota, Metazoa, Nematoda, Chromadorea, Rhabditida, Dracunculidae.